Messenger RNA from Gloeophyllum trabeum ATCC 11539, 3450 nucleotides. RefSeq lists its product as uncharacterized. The record is from RefSeq and is a predicted model, not a curated record. Gene Ontology annotation, biological process: positive regulation of TORC1 signaling. The transcript is spliced from 9 exons. Gene Ontology annotation, cellular component: cytoplasm. Gene Ontology annotation, molecular function: protein binding. The coding region runs from base 1 to 3369 and encodes 1122 amino acids. NCBI's taxonomy places the organism in Eukaryota, Fungi, Basidiomycota, Agaricomycetes, Gloeophyllales, Gloeophyllaceae.
AUGGUCGUGCACACGGACAAGCGCAUCCUCUGGGAUCCUCGGUCGGGAAGCAAGUUCAUUGUCGGAGGAGGCUCAACGAUAACGCUGUAUGAAUGUACACCAGACUCAUCUGAAAUCAGACAUGUAACUUCACAGAGCGAUCUGCAGUUUAUGAGAUGUUUCCAAUGGUCUCCUGACCCGGCGGUUGAAGACCUGGUAGCGGUGGGGCUUAACACCGGAACCGUAGAUCUUAUGCGUCUCGAAUCCACCAGAUAUGCAAGUAACCACGUCCUCACAAGUGGUCCCCGCGUAUCUCUACCGGUGCGGAACUCGCGAUCCUGCAAUACUCUUGCCUUCUGCGAUGUUCAACCGAAUUAUCUUGCGGUCGGCCUGGAAAAAGUAAGAAAUGAUCCCAGUCUUAUCAUUUGGGACGUCAGUACAGCGCGCAGUACGAUGCACAUCGGUCCAACGUCAGAUAAUAGUUUGAAUGUAGACGCGGUGAACGGGCGUUCUCAGCCUUUCCUCCCUCGGUCGGAAGUCAAUAGUAGUCGGGUGGACGCACGCAUACUGCAGCAGCAUGCGCCGACCGACUCGAUAUCUUCCGUGGAAUUCGUCCCCAACUCAGCAUACCUCCUGUUAGCUGGCGUAUCUCAUCGCUGGUUACGACUGUUCGACUUGAGAAGCCCAGUGCCUGGUGCGCACACUAACGUACCUAGCAAAGUCCACAGCAUCGCCACAGAUCCCACAGACCCCAAUCGCAUCGGCACCUUCGGUGAUGGCGUCGUGACUAUCUGGGACGCUCGUCGGAUCUCCUCCCAACCGCUGUUGACUUUCACCAUCAAAGACGCUUCUGCGGAUGGAGGCAGGGUGAGAUCUGGCGCAGCCUUCACAACAAUGCAAUUCUCUGGAACGCGGAGGGGUAGACUAGCAACUCUCGAAAAGAACUCCUCGCAUGUCCGGUUCUGGGAUCUACAGCACGCCCAAGUCAUCGAAACUAGCCCCGAGAGAACACGCGAUCCAACGAUGCAAUCUGGUCGGGCGCCAAGGCUAUCAUGGACCAGUCCGUCAAGUAUGCUAUCCUGGAGCUCUUCUGGCGGCAGUCCCACUACUGGGGAUGAAUACCUCAGACGUCCAUCCAACAUUGUCCUCGCCGAUACGCGAAAGACCAAGGAUUUCAACUGGACCCUCUCCUCCUUUGCACUUGUGCCGAGCCUGCAAACGCAUCCUCUCUCGUCCCAAGUAAUGGUCGUGAGUAAAGAAGGUGACCUUGAACUCUACGCGAUCCAUGACACGCCGAAAUACACGUCAUGGAGUUCGCGAGGAGACCUCGCCAUUGGGUGCGGCAAAUCAUGUCGGACAGUCCCAGGCUUUGAUCCUCGUACCCCGGAAAACCACUUGGAGCCAUGGGCUGUAGAUUCCGCCAACGAUCUUGCUGCCCCGCACGUUGAAGAUACAGAUAUACAAGCUUACCUGGCCAACGGACGGAGGAAAUCUGCCACUCCUGCACGGCCAUUCUUUGGACGAGGAGAUGAAGAUGGGUUCCCCGCUUUAUCCGCAACGUCUUCGAAGUCUCGCGAACGGGUGCAUCCCAAGGUUCCCAAAAACAGUGUCGCACCGAGUCCCGCGGCUCGCAGCGUCAAUUUGCCGGCUGACCGUUCCACUGCAACUGUGAAGCCAGGUGAGCUUCCUGUGUCUGGCGCCGCUGGUGAUAGGGCGUCCAUACGGCUCGGCCGUCGAGAUAAGAGUGCAUCUAAAGCAAGAAAACAUGCCAUGGACACCAUGCAUAGGUUUGUGGAGCAAGAUAUAUCUAUGAUAAUGAGAGGGAGAGUCCUGAAGGGCUAUGGGCUAAGUAGCGCAUACCACAACCAUUUAGUAACACAGGAUGAUCCCGUGGAAAACAACACUCUGUCCGAGCUUUGGGCAUGGAUAUCCUUUUCAAAGGACACGCUUUCCUCGCAAACCCUCAAGCAUUUUGGCCUCGACUUCUCCUAUGAAGGACUACUAGGAGUGUGGGAGUCGGCGCCGGCUACCUCUACCGCCCCGGGUACCCCAGAAGACCUCCAGUCUGCGCUGCAAAGCCCGCUCAUGCCUGUUCUUUCAUCCUCGAAUUUGUCUGCGUUGGGCUUGGAGUAUCCGCACCCCAUCCACCGGACAACGUCGCGGUCGAAACAUCACAAGGACCGACCUCACGCUUCAUCUUCAAUGGAUCCUCCCGUGGCGUUCAGCGCUGGGAGAGGACUUGAUACGCCAUCGGGCGGCCGGUUAAGUGUGCAUACGGCAAAGUCAGAGCAGAGGGAGCUUGCACUGCAGCUGUGCGGGUGGCAACUGACGCCUGAAGACUUUGCGAAUGAGAUACGGAGAUGGGAGAAGGAAGGGAAACACUCGAAAGCCGCCUGCUGGCUGGUAUUCACCGGUCAAUACUCUAAAGCUUUGGAAGUGUUGAUGCGGAGUAAAGACGAGACGCAUUACAUGAUGACAGGUACUCUUGUCGCACUGACCUCUCAUGCGUCGUCUAGUUCUUCGAGAAGCGCUGAGCUCCGCGAGCACACAGAACAUAUGAUAGUUCGCCUGCAAGACCCAUACUUUAGGGCAAUGCUCACGCUGCUGACUCUGCGAGACUGGUCCGAGGUUCUCGAGGAGGAGGCCUUGCCCCUCCGAGAACGAUUGGUUGUCGCAUUUCAGUUCCUGGACGACAAAGCCCUGUCAUCGUAUUUGCGCAGGACGGUGGACCGCGCUAUCACUCAUGGGGACAUCGAAGGCAUUGUCAUCACAGGGCUUACAAAAUCCGGUAUGGAGAUACUGCAGAAUUAUGUCGACAGUACGGGGGAUGUUCAGACUGCGGCUAUAUUGUCGUCCUAUGUCUCUCCGUCCAAGCUACAAAACCGUCGUGCGGAGAGGUGGUUGGAAGCGUACCGGGAUAUGCUGGACGGGUGGCGACUGUUCCAUCAUCGAUGCCAGCUGGACAUCGACCGCGGUGAGAUUAUCAAAAGAGCUGUUGAUGAUGGGGAAAUGGCUGCGCUCACCGGCGGGUGGGCUCCGAAACAGCUUAUGAUACGGUGCAAUUACUGCAGUAAGCCCAUUGAUGUUUCGGACCCGUUCACGACGUAUAAUGGUCGGACUAACAAUUGUCCCUCAUGCGGGCGACCGUUACCCCGGUGCUCGAUAUGCCUUAUGACCGUUACGAUAGUUCCCGACGGCCUCCGGGAAGCGGGGAUGGCCCGCUCUCAACACGAAGACACAAUCGACGAUGCAAUAGUGAUAUGCCAGACAUGUCGACACGGCGGUCAUGCUUCCCAUCUGUUGGAGUGGUUCUGCAGUGGAGAUGGAACUCGGACACAUAGGACCUGUCCUGUGGCGGAUUGUAAUUGUCAAUGUGCGGACAGAUUAUAACAUCUACCUUUUGCAAUUGGUUAGUUCUUGUGUCAUCUACCCGUUCUCUACUCGACAAUCCGAAUCUGUGUUCCAUUCGUC